Daldinia vernicosa is the source of this 1031-nucleotide messenger RNA. RefSeq lists its product as uncharacterized. The transcript has a single exon. NCBI's taxonomy places the organism in Eukaryota, Fungi, Ascomycota, Sordariomycetes, Xylariales, Hypoxylaceae. Gene Ontology annotation, molecular function: zinc ion binding. The coding region runs from base 297 to 836 and encodes 179 amino acids. The record is from RefSeq and is a predicted model, not a curated record. Gene Ontology annotation, cellular component: cytoplasm.
UCUUCUCCACCGCGUUUGCCAUCAUUCGAGUUCUUUUAUUUAAAGGGGAUCGCCUUUCUGACAUUCGACCGUUAGCCCGUUCUCGAGCCAUUCUCCCUUGGUUCUCAUUCCACCUAUUCCCAACUCGGCAGUCCGCUGAUCAGUAAUACCCAACAACAAAGACGAGGAAAUUUUAUUCUUUUCGUCUCGUGCCGGUUAUAGAUAGACAAGCAGUCAUCUUCAUCACCACCAAUAUCGUCGACCAUAAACAACCAGAUCAAACAAUCACCAUCACCAUCAUCACCAACAACAACAACAUGGCGCCCCAGAAGCCCCGCUGCAACUUCAAGGAAUGCAAGUCCGCCGCCCAGCGAAUCGUCGGCGACUGCGGUUUCUGCGACGGACACUUCUGCGCGAAGCACCGGUUACUAGAGGAUCACAAGUGCAGCGGAUUAGAAGACGUAAGCAUGAGCCCAACCCCCUCAGAAUCCGGCGACAGCGACGACUGGGCCGCAGAAUGGUGGCUGGUCGGGCUGGCCGAGUAUCUCGAAGAUUCCGGUCUUCUCGAGGAGGAAUGCGGUGGUUCAUGUCCCCGUUCAGGUUCAGGUGUGCUAACUCCAGAUGGCAAAUGCAGUGCAAGAAAGAAUCGCACGAGCGAAACGCGGCUCAGCUCGAGGCCGAGCGGACGCAAGUCAUCCGGGGUGUAUAAGGACCGGGCCGCCCCUCGAUCGUCUCAUGUGGCAGCUAGACGACGCCGUCGUUCCCCGCCGGGAGUCCGACCGCGAGCCCGCGACACCGUCUUCGCCUCUACCAAACCCCAUCUCCCUAUCACGACACCCGUUAGCUGCACGCGAUAAGAGGCCGAGGCCGCCUGCGGUUGGGGCUUGGUCAGCAUCUAUUUUAUUACUCUUCUAUGAGCAUGGCGUCCGGGCAUUGGCUUAGGGCAGUUUGUAUUUCAUUUAGGCCUGCGACGGCGCAGGCGGAACAAGUUGGGCUCCCCCCGAGUUCAUUUUCGAGGUUUCCAGAAACGAGUCGGCUUGUAUGAAUCCACG